CCAUCGUACACAGAGAGGAGAGCUUUCAAGAAGAGAUCAAGCUGCUGGUCGACUCCACCAUCUCACACACAGCAUGGCAGCUCCGGCGCAGGAGCAGCAGCAGCAGCAGCAGCAGCAGCAGCAGCAGCAGCAGCAGCAGCCGGCUUCGACCGCGGACGCGUUGUCGUACAUCGACAAAGACUACGACGACCCACGGAUGAAGGAAAUCGUGCACUCCCUCAUCGAGGAGGAGAUGGCCGCCUUCGAGCCCCCGGACUACCUUGCGGACAAGCCCUUGCCCACGACGCGGUUCAAGAGCCCGUUGCUGAAGUCGGAGUGGGCUCGCGUCAGGGCCGAGAAGCCCUUGGAUGUCAUGGACACUUCGCGGUACGACCUCCAGCCUCCACAGGGCGCCGCUGCAGAGGACGAGGCGGCGUGGAAGCGGGCGUUGGACAACGCGCGAGCGCAAACGGAGCACCAACACAAUAGAUUGCUAAACUUGGAGCUGCUGCAGAACUACGGCGCUAGCAUGUGGCUGGGCCACAACAAGGCCGAGGAGGGGACGGAGGCAGCGGUGGCAUCGCAGGCGAAACGGGCUCGCGAGGACGCGGAGAGCGUCAACCUGAAGCGAAAGACUUCGCAGGAGGCGGCGGAGAGGACCUUGUGGAACCUGGCGCGGAAACGAUCAGAGGGUUUCGACAAGAACGUGCAGAUUCAGCUGGCGUGCGAGGGGUUGAGGGCGGAAGUAAAGCGCUUCAAGGCUUUGGAGGCCGCAACGAAAACACCACCAGCACGAUGAUCUUUGUGGGGAGCAUCCACCGGUAGGGGGGAGGAGGUUGCCGUGUGUGGCAUACCUUCGUGCCUGGCUUGUGACCACGGGCUGAGUUUCUGUAGGGAAGCACCUGAGAAAUAGCAGCAUAGGUGGGAUAAGUGUCGUGAGUUUUGGGGGCUCAGAAAAAUGGUCUGCUACGGUGGUGUUGCGGCAACGGAAUGUUGGCGUGUUGAGCGCGAGUGUGAGACUGCAUGGUAGGGGUAGCCGAGUCCAUAGUGUAGUAUUUUUGAUUUGCCCAUUGUAGAUGCACCGUGCAAACCGAAUACACGAGAAGAAGAAAAGGAAACUUUGGCGUCCGAGUGGGGGCAAGACGGCGGAUUAUCGUGCAGGGUGUGUUGCACGCAAUGUUGGCGUGGAAGCGGGGGCGAUCUGAUCUGUUCCGUGUUUGGUGUGCAGUGAUACAAUGCACGUCACGUCAGUCGCGCCGGGCGUAAGAAGCCUUGGAUGAGUGAGAUGCUCCGGUGAGCAAGGAUUGGACGAUUCCUCGCGUGCUGCCUAGACAUGGCGCAUGCUAUAGGCAAGUCAGGCGGAGUUGCUUAUUCUCCCGCUCACCUUGACGCAAGCCACUUAGUUCACACGUAUUCAAAGGAGUGCUUUCAGCACGCUCUCUUGUGUUGGUUUUUUCGGGUUUUCCCGUGACCAACCUCGGAAUAUAAAUAUACCGUCUUCCAC
This is a messenger RNA of Ectocarpus siliculosus, 1483 nucleotides long. NCBI's taxonomy places the organism in Eukaryota, Phaeophyceae, Ectocarpales, Ectocarpaceae. The record is from the annotation of a GenBank genome assembly.